Molecule: messenger RNA, 561 nt
Organism: Effrenium voratum
Lineage: Eukaryota; Dinophyceae; Suessiales; Symbiodiniaceae
Source: the annotation of a GenBank genome assembly
AUGGCCGUGGAGGCGGUGCUCCGGUUUCGGAAGAUCCAGGAGACUGAGGAUAAGGACAGAGGUGUCUUUGUGCGGUGGGAGAAAGUGCUGGAGCACUACAAGGGCCACACUGAGGAGGCCAGGGACUUUGUCGCCCGACGCCAGCGCGAGAAGGGGGGGACCAGCAGAUGCCGGAACGACCCGGCAAUUGAGACGUACCUUCUGUUUGGCGAACAGGAGAAGACCAUCCGGACAAAAACCCUGGAGGACGUUGCCCUCGAGUGCGGGUGCGACGCCGCGGUGGCGGUGGAUCUGAUGAGGGCCAUGGAUCAGGGCCAGCAGGUCGGAAGCGUGCAAGCAGCGGGGCAGCAAUCCUUGCCAGGGGCCAGUGACCCACCGGCGCCGCCGCAGAACAAGCCGCCUAAGAAGGCCCGCGUCGCCAAGGAGAAGCCAGCUGGGACCAACAUGGAGGAGCUCAAACCUGAGGACGCAGAUGUUGCAGCCUUUGUGAAUAUCUGGGUGAAGUCGAGCACCGAUGCUCAGGGUGUGUGCACCAGCAUUUCUGCCCAGCUGCGUGGCUGA